Molecule: messenger RNA, 1972 nt
Organism: Selaginella moellendorffii
Lineage: Eukaryota; Viridiplantae; Streptophyta; Lycopodiopsida; Selaginellales; Selaginellaceae
Exons: 9
Coding region: 52-975 (307 amino acids)
Source: RefSeq, a predicted model, not a curated record
CCUCAUGCCCUACAUUUGUGGGAACUCCUUUUCUUCUCGUGAAGAUCUAACAUGAGCGUCAGCUUGAUCGGCGCCUCCCUCGUGAGGCGCGCUCUGCGGAUUCGCCAGCGCCAUUUCUCGUCACUGGCGUCUGGAGCUGCGCAGCCAGAGAACGCUUCCUCGAGGAUUCUAGAGGAAGAUGUGAAAAAAUUCGAAGAAGAUGGUGCUGUUGUCUUGCGGAAGGCCAUCCCUUCGUCCUGGGUGGAACAACUUCGUGUUGCUGCUGACAAUAACAUGAAAAAUCCAGGUCCUUUGUGCGACGAACAUGUAAAACCAGGAGAGCCAGGACGUUUCCAUGACGACCAAUUUCUGUGGCUUCGUCACAACACAAUGCGCUCGUUUAUUUUUGAGUCUCCUGUUGGUGAAAUAGCGAAGGGGAUGAUGAGGGGAAAGCUCGCGAGGCUCUUCUACGACCAGUUACUCGUGAAAGAACCUGGUACUCGGACCACCACACCUUGGCAUAACGAUCACUCGUAUUGGCAGCUUUCCGGUGACCAAGUUAUCUCCGUUUGGCUCGCUCUAGAUCCUGUCCCAGAAUCCUCCUGCGUCCAAUACGUAAAAGGCUCUCACAAGUGGAGACUUCUUCACAGGAUUGCUUCUUUCUCAGGUGAUGAAGACCGCUACAAGAGCGACAUGACAGAUUCCUUACCAGACAUUCCUAACAUUGACGAGAAGCUUGACGAGCUCACGCUUCUUAAAUGGGAUAUGGAGCCCGGAGACUGCCUCAUACACCACAGCUUUGCUGUCCACGGUGCUCCAGGGAUUGGAGAAGCCAGUGGAAGGCGACGGGGCUACGCCACUCGCUGGGUUGGCGAAAGCGUCAAGUUUGAUCCCCGGCCCGGUACCAUGCACUACGUGUGGCUCAAAGCUGGAAUAGAUGCCGCGCUCCAGCCGGGUGAGGCUAUGGAUUCACAUUUAUUUCCACACGUCUGCUAGUUACUCUAGCAGAUCUGUUCACUUCGAUGUAGCACGAAUGUGUGAUUAUCUCUUCUGAUUGUUUCACUAUCGUAGAUGUUUGUACGUUUCAUUUUGCCGCAGCUCUUAGAGUACUGUCUCGAUUUGUAGCACGUUGCUCUUUGUGGUUGUCACGUUCUACUAUCACUGUCUAUCUAUCACUAUCAUUUAUAGUUGUAUUUACAUGAUCACACGAUCACAAGUAUAUAAUCGUUACUUUAAAAGCCAUGAUCUGUAGGAAUAGAAGUAUACCAUGUUUCGUUAUAAACUCUGAAUAUUUCAUUCUGUAUUCUCAUUUCGGAGAAAAUAAAUCAUUCACCUCGGAGGGACGAGCAAGAAAAAUGAAGGGCUUCCAUUCGCUCUUGCUCCUGGUGGUCUCUCUCAGUUUUGCUGUUUCUUAUGCAGCUCCAAUAAAAGUGCUGGAUUUCUACCUCCACGACAAGGUCGAUCUAACCAAUCCCAGCAAUUCCACGGUGGUUUUAGUUGCAGGCCCCAAAAAUCUCCAGUUUGGAGCGGUGCUUGUCAUCGACGAUGUUCUCACCAAGGGCCCUUCCCGUGACUCCGAGAUUGUGGGGAGAGCCAAAGGGACGUAUAUCAGCGACGAUUCCACCAACACCACAACCGGUUUGUUCUUGACAUUUGUGGCUGUGUUCAAGGAUGGGACGAUGAGCAUGUACGGCCAAGACAACAUCUUCGAUGAAGUCCGAGAGCUUGCAGUGAUUGGAGGCACCGGAGCCUACAGAUUUGCGUCGGGGUAUGCGCAGAUUAGGACCUACAAGCUCAUUCCGCCACUUUCGGCAAUCUUAAAGAUUCGAGUGUUUUACAAGAACUGAGAUGGGCGCCAAGAUGGUCAUUCAAGAUGAUUACUUCCAAUCAGAUCAGAAGGCCUUUGGCGUCCAGCACUCUAAAAGCUUGGUAAGCAAAGCUGGGUGAAUAUUUGUAUCUUUUGGAUUUUAAUGAUUAUAUUGUUGGCGCUUAA